Molecule: messenger RNA, 1069 nt
Organism: Aspergillus pseudotamarii
Lineage: Eukaryota; Fungi; Ascomycota; Eurotiomycetes; Eurotiales; Aspergillaceae
Exons: 1
Coding region: 181-837 (218 amino acids)
Source: RefSeq, a predicted model, not a curated record
CAAGCAAUUCCCCUCUCCCCCUCCCGGCCUCCCCUCCAUAUCAGAAACUCUCUAAUACUGAAGUAUGCAUGACAUUGCAUCGGAACAGAAAGCCACCGCGACCCCACGGUACUAUCACCGAUAUCCAAACCCCCUCCAGAGCACCCCAGAAUACCUCCAAUAACCUAACCACCAACAACAAUGACCUCCAAAUUCGAAAAACUCCUCAUAAAACUAGGCAAACCAACCUGGGCCCAACACAUCCGUCACGUCCAACACGCACACGGCCCCCAAAAAACCAAAAUCGAUCCAGAAUGGGCCAAGGACAUAAUCAAGAUGGACACCCACCUAAGGGAAAUCGGGCAACGCGAGAUCUAUCUCCGAGAGGAGAUCAAAGUGCUGACCUCGGCUGACCAGCAGCCACUAACGUCCGAGCAACGUGCACAGCUGGCCAAAUGGCAAAUGGAGCUCGAGGACCUGGCGAGGAAGUACUGGCAUCUGGAGCGGGAGUUUUACCGGCGGGAGGCGUCUGUUCCGCCUGGGCCGUUGCAGAGGGCGUAUGCUACCUGGAGGAGUAAUCCGGAGUGGUAUCUGUUGGGGUAUUUGAGGGAUGAUUGUGCGGGAAGGGGAGGGUGUUGUGGGAGGAGUUGUGGGUGUUGUGAAAGGGCGAGGGAUACGGAGAAGAGGAUUCGGUUGGGGCAUUGUACGAUUGAGUGUGGGUGUUGUCGGAGGGCAAGGGGGUUUGAUUUGAAUCAUGAAGAUCGGGUGAGGUAUCAGAAGUUGUUUGAUUGUGAUUUGAAGGAGAAUGAGGCGUUAUGGGAUUCGUUGAAGUUGGCUUAUGUUUUUGGGUUGGUCUGAUACUUAGGGCUUGAGUGUUGUGGACGUGACAGCCUGCGGCGCAGAAUAAUGAUGUUGUGAUUUGAGCACCGGGAGAUGGUAGGUCAUACUGUUGGAGUUAAUCCUGUGAUAUUAUGAAUUUGUUUUUGUAAAGCAGGCACAUACCGUUACAAAGCUUCAAAAUAGUGCUUUGUAUUCUGCCAACAGAGAUGUUUGAGACUAAAACCAUGAGUUCCAGCUCCACGCUGUUCGG